Molecule: messenger RNA, 1858 nt
Organism: Thamnophis elegans (Western terrestrial garter snake)
Lineage: Eukaryota; Metazoa; Chordata; Lepidosauria; Squamata; Natricidae
Gene: ASIC3
Product: acid sensing ion channel subunit 3
Exons: 11
Coding region: 68-1639 (523 amino acids)
Biological process (GO): sodium ion transmembrane transport
Cellular component (GO): membrane
Source: RefSeq, a predicted model, not a curated record
GGAGGGGGCGGCCGCUGAGAGGAGGAGGAGGAGGAGGGGUGCGCCCCCUCCCCGGGAGAGCCGCGUGAUGUACGGGGAGCGGCCCUGCAGCCCCCUGCGUGGGGAGCGCCGGGCGUCCAGCCUCCAGAUGUUCGCCGGGACGUCCUCCCUGCACGGGGUGAGCCACAUCUGCGCGGCCGGCUCGCUGUCCCUGCGCCGGGCGGUGUGGGCGCUGUUCUUCGUGGGCUCGCUGGCCCUGCUGGGGCUGGUGUGCGCGGAGCGCGUGGGCUACUUCUUCACCUUCCCGCGGGUGACGGCCGUGGACGAGGUGGCGGCGCCCAACCUCACCUUCCCGGCCGUCACGCUCUGCAACCUCAACGCCUUCCGCCUCUCCCAAAUCACGCGCAACGACCUCUACCACGCGGGGCAGCUGCUGGCCCUGCUGGACGGCCGCGCCGAGGUCCGCGGAGCCCCCUGGGCCGACCCGGAGACCCUGGCCGCCCUGCGGGACAAGGCCGACUUCAGGGGCUUCAAGGCGCGGCCCUUCGACAUGGCCGAGUUCUACAACCGGACGGGCCACGACCUGCGCGAGAUGAUCUGGCACUGCCGCUUUCGCGGGGUCGCCUGCAGCGCCCGCAACUUCACCCUGACCUUCACCCGUCUGGGAAAAUGCUACACGUUCAACUCUGGUGCCACCAGCUACCAGCUACUCACCACGGUGAAAGGAGGGACGGGAAACGGCCUGGAACUCAUGCUGAACAUCCAACAGGAUGAGUACCUGCCCGUCUGGGGGGACACAGACGAGACCUCCUACGAAGCCGGCGUGAAGGUGCAAAUCCACAGCCAGAGUGAGCCGCCUGCCAUCGACCAGCUGGGCUUCGGAGUAGCCCCCGGCUUCCAGACUUUCGUGGCCUGCCAGGAGCAGAGGCUCUUCCACCUGCCGGCCCCCUGGGGGGACUGCCAGGCUAACCCCGCAGAGUCGGCCUUCUUCCCCAACUACAGCACCGCCGCCUGCCGGAUCGACUGCGAGACACGCUACCUGGCGGAGAAUUGCAACUGCCGUAUGGUGCAUAUGCCAGGCAACGCCAACGUCUGCACCCCGGAGCAGUACAAGGAAUGCGCGGAUCCCGCCCUGGACUUCCUGGUGGAGAAGGACAACGGCUUCUGCUCCUGCCAGACGCCCUGCGAGGCCGUGCGCUACAGCAAGGAGCUCUCGGUGGUCAAGAUCCCCAGCAAGGCCUCCGCCAAAUACCUGGCCAAGAAGUACAACCGGAGCGAGCAGUACAUCAUGGAGAACCUGCUGGUGCUGGACAUCUUCUUUGAGGCCCUGAAUUAUGAGACCAUCGAGCAGAAGAAGGCCUACGAGGUGGCCGGCCUGCUGGGGGACAUUGGGGGCCAGAUGGGUUUGUUCAUCGGUGCCAGCCUGCUGACCAUCCUGGAGAUUUUCGAUUACCUGUAUGAGGUGCUCCGGGACAAACUUUCCAGCUACUACCAGGGCAGGAAGGAAGCCCACCGCAGCAAUGGCGACAACCUGGAGUAUGUGGAUCUCCCCUGCGGCCAGCUGCCCCCUCCGCCCAGAGCGCCCGCCAUCCGCUGCGGAGCCACUCGGACAGCAUCGUGGGAUACCCCACGGGUGGGCUACCUCGUCACGCCACUCUAGGCAGCUUCGAGGAGUUCGCCUGCUGAAGAGACCCCCGCCCCUCCCACGAGGACGGAUCCCUGGCCGGCUCCAGGACAGACAACUCCGGGGGAAGGGGGGCAGGACGCCCCUCCAGGGAACUUUGCGCUUCGGGGGCAUGGUGGCGAGUGGGAGCCAUGGAAGACGGGACUGCGGGGCUCCUCAGACGGCCCCCUCCCCAAAAUCUAUGUCUAUCUGUCA